This is a messenger RNA of Photinus pyralis (common eastern firefly), 695 nucleotides long. RefSeq lists its product as uncharacterized. NCBI's taxonomy places the organism in Eukaryota, Metazoa, Arthropoda, Insecta, Coleoptera, Lampyridae. The coding region runs from base 195 to 695 and encodes 166 amino acids. The transcript has 2 exons. The record is from RefSeq and is a predicted model, not a curated record.
CUUUGUUACCGGUUAGUUCCGAAUGACAGGUAUCAAAUAAAGUGGUUUUAAGUUGCGCUAUGUUUACAUACCUGUCAAUUUGUUUACAUUCAAUUAAAAUUUUUUCAUUGAACUUUUCGAAUAAGCUUUUACCAGAACUCGCUUUAUUUGUGAAGGUGUAGAUUUUGUCAGCAAUCAUUUGAAGUAAGGAGAAAAUGUCGCACUACAUAAAUGAAGCGGCUCACAUACUGCACGCGCACCCCGAUAGUUCCUAUCAUCAAUCGAAACCCUUAAAUAUGGAUACGAAAUUACAAGAAAGUAAGGGAUCUUUUUGCAUAGACGCUCUAUUAUCGCGUAAUGAUGAUCGUCCGAAUACCCCCGAUACAUCUCGAAGUAUAUCACCAUCAUCCACAAGAAGUAGAAGUCCACCAAUUUCGCCGGGAAGCGAAGAAAUUCCCCCCACCUCGUUUGUACCAAGGCCGGGACUUUUAAAUCACAUUUAUCCAAAUGGUGGACUGUACGGUUACCAAAGUCAGCAUCAUGUGCAAAGUUCAGCCUUUCACACUUUGGACGGUUCGAUGGUUCAAAAGCUUCAAAUUCCCAUCAAUCACCAUAGUCCCAGUCAAUUGCAGCAAAUGCAGUUGGAGUGGCUCGCGCGGACGGGGAUGUUUUAUCAAAGACUCCCGGACCUAACUGACGAAUAUCCUUCUUUCUGA